This is a messenger RNA of Camellia sinensis, 770 nucleotides long. The record is from RefSeq and is a predicted model, not a curated record. NCBI's taxonomy places the organism in Eukaryota, Viridiplantae, Streptophyta, Magnoliopsida, Ericales, Theaceae.
CCCCAUAAUGUUAGAGAUGCGCCGAGGCUACCAAAUAAUUUCUCAUUUUCUCCACAAAUGUCAAAAUCCAAAGGACAAUAAACGUCUUUCGUCAGUGAGCAGCACCUUCGAGCGUUAAUCGGCCCCAUCUCCUUCUCCACAGUUACCACUGCAAAUUCGCUAGCUCGGUUUCUCUCUCUCUCUCUCUAGCUGCAUUGACCAAAUAUGCCUUUCAGGAGAGUAAUCGAGGUAGAACCACCAAGCCCUAUGAGAUACAUAAUCGGAGCAGCGAUCAUGAUGAUCGGCGUAGUAUUGCCCGUCGGAUACAUGAUGUUCCGCAACAAGCGUGUCCCCACCUCUUCUUCUUACUCCAAACAGACGUAGGAACAAAGUUUUGAUAUAGAGGCAUAGCUUUAGAGUUGAUUCCGGGAUCAUGGAAGUGUGAUCAAGAAGAAGAAGACAAGAAAGAAGAGCAUUAACAGAUAUGCAUAGCGUGAUUGUAAAUUGUGUGAAAGUCGAAUUUAUGGCUUGUGGGUUGUUUGGAACUCUAGAACUCUAGUUCAAAUCUACGAAUGAUAUGCUUAUGGCUAAAUUCAUUUUUUUUCCCAGUCUUUGUUUUAUUUUGGGGAGUUUUAUUAAUGUUUACUAUGCACAUCUGGUCAUCUUUUUAGCUUGAAUGAUAAACUUUUUCCCAUGUUACUUCUUAUUUUGUUGGACAGAAACAUGGGUGGUGUUGUUAUUGAAGUUGGCUUUUGCUUGAAAAUUCUAAUGAAGGUACACUUUCACAUUUA